CCGACAUGUUUUUGUGUGUUAAUACCUGUCUCAAGAGUUAAGACGGAAAGCUUUCAUUAAAUCUUCCCUCCGGCACAAACGUGACCAUAUUCAGACAGGUUGACAUUUAUACGUUUAUGCACUUUAUCCGCCUGCUUCACCCCGAACCGCUGCUAGCACGCACACACUUGAGUUGAUGACGUCAGUCGCUCGUGGUCUGGUUUAUGGAAACAUCAUAAGCAAACACGCCCGACAUGAACUAUGUUUCGUGUCUGUUUUAAUCGUUAUGUCCCGUAGAGGCACGAAACACUUGGGGGGGGGGGGGAGUUAUUCAGAAUAGUAAAUAAACACGAUGAGCGAAAUAACCCUGCGUAACCAUGGCAACUGUGUUUGUUGCCAUUAGAGUGCAAAGACACGACCUGUAGGGCUUUUUAGCUGUUAUUUUAGCUAACAGAUAGUCGGAAAAAACACGUUAAUUUAAUUGAAAACGACUUUGUAAAAGCUUGUAGCUGUUACAUAAUGGACUCAAAUUCGUUGUAUUAUUCUUUGGAGCUCGUUGCCGGUAUUGGACAUAUUUUAACCCUCGAGCAAAGAACCGCCCUGGAGUCUUCCUUAGUGCUCCUGAAGAAAAACUACAAGUUCAGUCGAGUGUUGUUUUGGGGUAAAAUAUUAGGAAUUAAUGGGGUUUAUUUUAUUGCUCAGGGGAGAGGAGAAGAUGAGAUGAAAGACAAAAAGAACCUGUAUAGCUUGAACUGCAUGGACUGGUUCCUACUUCCCCCUGCCUCAGACUCUAUGAUAGAGGAAGUGUCCAAAGCUACAAAGGGUCGCUUCAUGGGAGACCCGUCAUUUGUGUAUGAACAUCAAGAGAUCCACAGGCAAGGAAAGGGAAAUGAGCCUGUAAAUGAGAAGGCAGUGAUAACAGUAACUGAGGAAAAAAGACUGGCAGUGUCCGUUCAUCAGAUCGAUGCAGAAGUGUCUGUGGUGCCUCGUGGUGCCUUCAUCAAGAGUCCACGUGGUCUUGUCCAGCUCAACCGCAGCUUCUGUGGUCUGUCUGAGGCAGAAGCAAGGAAGCUUGACAAUUUCCUUCACUUCAGACAAUCAAAAAAUAUGAAGAAGAAAUCUGCCCUGGACAUGGGUGAUUGGAACCCAGCAAUGGACUAUCUGGAUGCACUCAGUGAUGACAUUCCGAAAGGAUCUUGGAGUCUUCAGUUUGAGUUCGCAAGAAAAGUGUGCGUGCUUCGCAGUCUGCUGUGGUUCGGCCUGACCUUCUACCACGUGCCAAUGACACCACAGCAUGGAUACAUCUAUAUAGGUGACGGGACCAAGAAUUUGGACCUUCCUUUCAUGCUAUAAAAGCUUUUUUUCAAGCUGCAUACUCAGUAAUUCACAAAACCAAAAUCUGCUUGUUGUAUUAUAAAACAAAUAAAACUAGGUUGGUACAGUCAGUUUAGUGUCUACAGACUUUUUGUUGUAUUUACUUCCAAUUCACAAAGGCCGUGCCUACACAGUAAACACAUGUUGAGAGGCAGAGUAAACACACAUAUUUUAUUUGCACAUCUGUGUUGCAUUGAGUAUACACAGUCACCAUACCACCUACUUUGAAACUGUAACACUGAUCAGGUUGUUGCUUGCAUUAAGUUGUCAGCAGGUUUCCUUCAAGAGUUUUUUUUUUUUUUUUU
This is a messenger RNA of Haplochromis burtoni (Burton's mouthbrooder), 1658 nucleotides long. It is a transcript of the gene rsph9, whose product is annotated as radial spoke head component 9. Gene Ontology annotation, cellular component: axoneme. The transcript has 5 exons. Gene Ontology annotation, biological process: motile cilium assembly; axoneme assembly; cilium movement involved in cell motility. Bases 499 to 1332 code for a protein of 277 amino acids. The record is from RefSeq and is a predicted model, not a curated record. NCBI's taxonomy places the organism in Eukaryota, Metazoa, Chordata, Actinopteri, Cichliformes, Cichlidae.